Auanema sp. JU1783 is the source of this 1149-nucleotide messenger RNA. Lineage: Eukaryota; Metazoa; Nematoda; Chromadorea; Rhabditida; Rhabditidae. The record is from the annotation of a GenBank genome assembly.
AUGUCUAAUCUAAGUUGUUACAAUCCUGUUGCGAUUUGGAUCAAAAAUCGUGAGUCUUAUGUGAAGCAAAUAGGGAACGUUGUCCUGCGUAUACAGUCCGGAUAUCAUUUCGGUGAAAACUUCAGAGGUAUCGCCGAAGGCAAAGGUGAAUUAACAGACAGUAAUUGGGAUUUCAUACUCCAGUUUAAACCAACUAUUAUUGAAAUCAAUCAUGCUGCAAGCCCUGUAUCAGAUUUUUUGAAAUCUGUUGAUCUGUUCCCGGAACCUGAGACUAGCUUAUUCUUUGAAAAAGUGAAAGUAGUUUCUGUUAAUUCUUCGUACAUCACAUCUGAGCAGCUUUUGAGUAUACUUGGGAAGGUAACUCUUCUACAAGGUUUUUCCUGCAAAGAAGCCACCUUCACAGAAGAAGAGUGGGUCAAAAUAACCGCUGAGCUACGAAGACUAAAUCUGAGAGCCGUCAUCAGUUCUGAUAACAUCUUCAGACAUCUAUUGAACAAAUAUGAUGUCGAACUUCUUGUUAUUCCCACGGGAAUUUCCUUAGAAACCAUUGAGAGUUCCCAAACAGAAUAUGUAACUAUUACAAGCUUGUUCGUAGAAGGCUUGGAAAACGGCAUUGAUGGAGAGGCGGAGAAAUUCUUCGAGCUUCUGCCUAGAAAAUUCCCACGAGUUUCGACAUUAGUAUUCGAUUGGAGUUUGGUUGACACUUUCACCCUGUUCGACAAAAGAACUGAAGAUGUGAUUGCUACUGUGGCAUCCAUUUUCAGACGAAUGAACUUCGAAGCUUUAGCAAUAACAUUCUAUUCCCCAUGUGAAGAUACAAAGCAAGCCGUUGAGCAGAUCUCGAGAUACCUAAAAGGGCAAUUGCCAAAUGUCCAAUUGUUCAAAUAUUCAACUAAAGGAUUCAAAUCUGCUGAGACAAACCUGAGUAUAAUUACCGCUGGUCAUUCAACUACCAAGUUGGAUUUGAUUAAGAGGGCUUUUGUUGAUGGGAUGACAUCUCUACCAGACUUAUCGCGUAUCCUCCCCCUCAUCACUAAUGAGGAUGUUCCCUCGCUGGAUUCCACAGUUAUGGAUUUUGGUGGCUUAAAUCGCGAUGCAGUCAAAAAACUAUUCGAAGAUAAACAAAAAGAGAGAAAUGCUGAGAAUUAA